This is a messenger RNA of Symbiodinium natans, 1140 nucleotides long. The record is from the annotation of a GenBank genome assembly. Lineage: Eukaryota; Dinophyceae; Suessiales; Symbiodiniaceae.
AUGUUGCAAUCCUUGGCAACAUUCGGCGCUGGCGUUUUCACAGGGCAGAGCCUCCAGACCUGCCAUGCUGCGCUUCCGCAGUGCAGCCUCAGCGAGGACCGUGCCCGACUUCUUCUUCGCUGCCACGGCGCUCACGUGCCGCAACUGCCAGGGCCGGGCGUUUUGUCACGGCAACGGCCGCAGCUCAGCGUCCGCCUCGGUGCGAUCGAGAAGCAGACCGGGCCUGGGGACUACGCAGAUAGCGACAGGCUGUAUGAGACGAAGGGAUCCGACCAUUCCGAACCUGUGGAGUGCAACUGGCGCUUUGGGGACGUGUUGACAUUUCUCGUAACCGCCGAUGACGUGCUCCAGGGAGGAUUACGCUUCAGCUUGCUGUCCAGAACGGAUUUCCGUUUUGGGCCGCUCCAGAUGGAGUUGGCGCAGACCGUGGAGCUUGGAGCGGGAGCCCUGGAUUUGAGGGAUGCUCUGAAAGCUUUGCCACAUGGUCCUCCCCAAGGGAAGACUCGCUUCCGCGAGUCGCCCGUGUUGCAAAUCGCUCUCCUCCAGAUGCAGUCUGGGUGCCCGCUGGACGUGGCUGCAACUGCUUAUGUGUCUCUCACCUACUUUGGGGAUCCCUCGAGGCUCUUGCAAGAAGCCGCGAAGGCCGAGAGACCACUGCUGAAGAGGAUUGCAGAUCCUUGUCUGGAUCCUUGUCGCCACUGCGCAGAUUCAGAUGCAGCUCAACAACACGCCCUACCGAGAACAAGCUUUGCCGAACCGGACUCAGAGCAGCCACCGGACUCCGACUACAACACCUGUGAGGUGCCGUCCUACCUGUACAACAGCUGGUCUCCAGAAGCCCGGUGCCCAUCAGAGUCACCGUCUGGAUGUCGGGUUUCUCCAGAUCCGUGGACACCACAGCAAUCGGCACCGCGGUCUGGGCACUUUGCGUGGCCAGGAGCCCCGCGGAGCCGCGAUGCCGAGGCACUCUGCACCACCGGGUUGAGAGGCGUCGCCGACGUCGGCAAACAAGGUGUUCAGAGGAGAGAUGGCCCGCUGGGGCCUUCGACUUCGCUGCCGCAACCCCUCGUUGUGAAACUCCGGCUGCAGCAGCCGGUGCCUUCUUCGCAGGUUGAGUCUGCUGAGGGCCUCCCGACAUGA